GGGUGAAGGAAAAAAGAAGACGCAGGCGGCAGGAAGACGAGCUUUGUCUCCGAGAGAUAUGGCAGCUCCAUUUUGGAAGGCCGAAGCCCCGCGCUUGGCCUUGCGGAUCUUCCUCCUCUGCCUCGGCCUCUCUCCUCCAGCCAGUGCCGUUGUCGGACACAGAGAGCCGCUGCCUGACGACAGUAACAAUAUCACAAUUUUCACCCGCAUCUUAGACAGACUGCUGGAUGGAUAUGACAACAGACUCCGUCCCGGCCUGGGAGAGAGCGUGACCGAAGUGACGACAAACAUUUAUGUGACGAGUUUCGGCCCAGUGUCGGACACUGACAUGGAGUACACCAUCGAUGUAUUUUUCCGCCAGAGUUGGAGAGACGAGAGGCUGAAAUUUGACGGGCCGAUGCAGGUGCUACCCCUCAACAACCUGCUGGCCAGUAAGAUCUGGACGCCUGACACCUUUUUCCACAAUGGGAAGAAGUCCGUCGCCCACAACAUGACGACUCCGAACAAACUCCUGCGGCUGGUUGACAACGGCACACUUCUCUACACUAUGAGGUUGACCAUUCAUGCUGAAUGUCCCAUGCACCUGGAGGAUUUCCCCAUGGAUGUCCACGCCUGUCCCCUGAAAUUUGGAAGCUAUGCCUACACCAACAAUGAGGUGAUUUAUCUCUGGACUCAAGAAGACGAACGAUCGGUUUCGGUGGCAGAGGACGGUUCCAGGCUCAACCAGUAUGACCUACUGGGACACGUCAUUGGCAAAGAAACCAUAAGUUCCAGUACAGGGGAAUAUGUCGUGAUGACAACAUAUUUCCACUUGAAAAGGAAAAUUGGAUAUUUUGUGAUCCAAACCUACCUUCCCUGCAUCAUGACAGUCAUCCUGUCACAGGUGUCCUUCUGGUUAAACAGAGAGUCCGUUCCUGCGCGCACCGUCUUUGGGGUCACCACGGUCCUCACCAUGACGACCCUAAGCAUCAGCGCCCGCAACUCCCUCCCGAAGGUCGCCUACGCCACAGCCAUGGACUGGUUCAUGGCCGUGUGCUACGCCUUCGUCUUCUCCGCCUUGAUUGAGUUUGCCACCGUCAACUACUUCACCAAGCGCAGCUGGGCGUGGGAUGGGAAAAAAGAGGGCAUGGAGGUCCGGGAACCGUUUCAGGCUAACAUGGCCAGGAUUAACGAUAUGAGAAGAGAAUCGGCGACUCUCUCCAAAAAGGCCAACAACACGUUCAACAUUGUCGGAACGACGUACGCCAUCAACGUGGCCAAAGACCAAAGUUUAACCACCAUUUCUAAGAGCGCCAGUAGCGCCGGGGCGUCGGCCAAGCACUCUUACCUCCAUAAAAUGGACGACCCCUACACAGAAGCCAAGAAGUCUUACAACCGGGUCAGCAAAGUGGACAAGAUAUCCCGCAUCAUUUUCCCCAUCCUUUUUUUCAUCUUCAACUUGGGCUACUGGGCCACCUACGUCAACAGAAAGCCCGUCAUCAUCACGGCAAACAACCUCAACUGAAUUCCGCCCCCCAACUCCUGAUCUGCUUUCACAACGAAAGAUAAACAGCUUUGCCGGAGGCCGUUAGCAUCUUCUCGUGUCUACGCACUAAUGUACUAUUUGUUGAGUGGCACCUUGACGAACGAGGGCCCCCGUCUAGAUUCAGAGUUUACAGUCAUAACUAAAAACAAACAAACAAAAAAAAAAAAAACGAAAACAUUUUGGGUGCCAAAAUACCUUUCGCCACCACCAAUGCCUAAAAAGACACAAAUGCACCCCCCCCCCCGAAAGUGUCUGACAGGAAAUCAGACUUCAGUUUUUUUCCCGUUUUCGAACUAAAUUAGCUCUGUUUGCUCAAUGCCAGAAUAAUGACGGUAGGAUUUUUGUUUGCAGAAUUACAGGCAACAAAGUCAUGGCUAAACCCCUGCGGUGCCAAUCAAAAGAAAGUUUCUUUCCCGUUAGUGUCCUCCGUGAAAUCACACUCAAAUUGCAUUUUUUGUGUGCGUGUCUAUUAAGAUGACCAAAAUUGAAUCGAAGUGGGAAAGACGCAGUACCACAUGGGGGAGCACGCAGUUGCCAAUGUACUUUUCACUUUUUAUACAAAAUGAAAACGAGAGCUCAGCUCUCAAGGAGCCGCCGUGGGCCACAGCUCCGGUCCAGACGCUCACGCGCAGUCUGACUCCGGCUGGCUGGGCACACGGCACGGUCAAUCCACAAACACCGCGGUAAUUACACUUGAUUUAUUUAACAAUACUACUUUCUUGAAAAUACAGGACAAAAACCCGGAACACAUGAAUGGCAAUUUGGCUUCUUUGGACGGGGUCAAGGUACUUCUCCACUUGUGUGCGUGAGGUAGCCAAUCUCGUCAGAUCCAAUAGAAGAGCUGCCUUUACACAGAUAAUAUCGCACCAGAGUUUUAGCUUAUUCACGUCGUCGCAUGCGUGGUAGCUUUGAGUGCUCUGGAGCUGCACCGCGUCAGAUCGUUUCUUACCUCACUCACAAAGCUUAACGAGACACUAGAAAGACGCGCGAGGAGGAAGUCUGACAGCGACAUUUGACUCAUCAUCAAAUCAUAGAUGUACAGUACAUAUAGUUUGUAAAAUCUUUAGGAUUUCCCUCCCAGCGUGAGGCCGCCACGUCAUAACGGCCCUCUGAGGAAAACCGCACGACCCGGGCAAACUGCCCGUCAUUUGCAACCUUGUACGGUGUCACGUCGCCAUUAGCUUAACAUGCUAACUAACGUGGACAAAAAUCCAGUUACCUUUGCAAAGGCGGACUUUUGGAGAUUGUGAAAUCACGUUUCUGCCAGUGUAUCUCGUGUGUGUGCGUGUGUGUGGGUGAUAUUUUGCUCAGCCAUAAAGACGGAGGGCAAAUAACGUUUGAGGGAGUCCGUUAUCACGACGCCCCCUUUUCCACAAUUCGUCGUCAACGUUACACUUUGUGUCCUCGACAGAAACAGCAAAGACGGCAGCAGCUUAUUUACUGGGGGUCUACGUUAGCGGGUGCGAAUGGAAACUGUGGCGGGAAGACGCCAUUAAAGUGCCCCACGGGGGUGGCAUCACGCCAUCUUUGCUCUGUUCCGUGUAAUCAAGCAAAGCCGCGUAAUGGCUGACCACUUUCUGCAGUGAUGUUACGCAAUGUCCGCGUCAAAGAGGUUGGCGGUGCAUUGUUUUGGUUUGGUUUUUCCCCCUCCCGCUAUGUGUAACCAAGUACUCCAACAACAUUUUCUAAACUAGAGGAACGGUGUUUUCCUUUCACGUGUAUUGCAAGCAUGCGGUUCAGGUUGUCAUCAUAGCCUAGCAAUGAAGACCAGGAUUAAUAACACGCAUGCUAACGCACAGAUUAUGCACCGGAAGACGCCCGAGAACCUGUUGUACGGUGGCUUUACUGCGGUGACCGCUUCCAUAGGAGGAGCAUCGUUAAUAAUCUUCAGAUCAAACCGAAUGGCGUCAGAGUCGACCAAGUAGCAUGAGGAUCGUGCAUUUCCAAGUCCGCCGGUGACCUUUGAGCCGAGUCACUCGUUCAACAUACAGAAAGGUUUUAUCGUCCAUUUGCAGCAUACGCAAGGCACAAAACGGUUCUUGUGCAUCUACUACGUCCAUCCCACCCGCAACCUUUACAAAGCAAAAAUUCAACUGAUGCAUUUUGGGCCCGGGUGCGGAUUUCCUUUUGUGCUUUUCACAUAGAGUAGCCCGAAGAAAAGGCCGCCAGUACCUCAGACUGAAGCCCGCUUUCAAGCUUUUCCUUUCAUCAUAGAAAUUCAGUAAAUACACAUGGGUGACUUAUCUUCAGAAAUUUACAACAACAACAACAACAACAUUGUAUGGAGUAUUUUCUUCAGUCAUUCUGCUUAGUGGGUGCUUUUUACUCAUUAUACGUUAGCGUUUUUUAAUACUUUGAUUCUGUCAAGUGUCUUCAUUUGUCUCUACUUUUGUGUUUUGCAGUAAACAACAAGUCUACCCUUCAUACGGAACAAGAUUAGAAAGUGAAUUUGUAUUUUCGUAGCGACGCCAGACCUGGUCGUGGCCGGGGGGACCAGACAGUUUUAACAUAGGAAACAUUUUCAAAAAUACGAACCAGCGAUCGAGCGUACUUUCAAACAUUCAACUAAACAUUAUUUUCUCCUGGCAGAAAGUUAUUUACUACUUUUACUGACGCCUGCGCAGACUGCGAGCGCUUGCAGGCGCAGGUCAGACCACUCGUCUAAUUCGAUUUUGGUGAACUUGAUCCAGCCGAAGGCAGCCAGAUUCAAGUCACGGGCACAUUCUGUAUCAAACGCUCACGUUGUCCGUCGCCAAGAGGGGAUUGCUACGAUUACUCCUCAUCCUCUUCUGCAAACAGAUGCCCCACAUUUAAAGGGAAUGACGGGAGCCAGUCCGCUGUGGCGCGGCCCGCCUCCUCUCAGAUCUGCGCCGGUCUACGAAAUCACCAACGGCGUUCUGAAGCGCCCCUGAGUGCACCAUCGCGCGAGCUAGGGUUAGGAAUUCACCAGAAUGGAAAAGAAGGUUGUGGAGACUUGUUUCAAGCCAUCAUUUGAAAUAGUCUCAAGGCGUAAACUUACUUAGAGUUUGCUCCGGCCUCUCCUAUCGGGAUUUUAUUGUCACAAACCGUGUAGUCCUCAAACGCAGCCUCACAAAAUGGGAUCGGCAGUAUUACACCCAAGUAGCUCCGAGUGUCUGCGUUCUGGCGCUUCAACCCAUUCAGUCAUCGGUGACCCACUCGCAGCCCCAGAGACGCCUUCAUAAAUUACUAGCGCAUAUUUAUGUGACGUUCAUUUACACCGGCAAGGUUCCCAAAGUGCUUUUUCCCCUCAUUUGCAAGCAUGCAGAUUUGAUGAGUCUGCCUUACCUGCCGCUCACUAACACACGGAAGCGUUUGUGAACUUCCUCCCUCGGUAGCGUCAUUAAGAGGAGCGUAUUUUCAGAACGAUUCCAGGGUUAGCGUACCUACGCCAACUAUACCGUUUGGAUGUCGCCAAACAAUCGCGAUCAAUAGACCACAUACUAAUCCUUUUUCGCCACGUCAUGUGACCUCGCGACUCCGCCCUGCAGGGAUUUUGAAUUAUUUCAAUCUGCGGUUAAUUAUGCAUCGCGGCGGAGGACCGGAACCGAGCAUUCCAUCUGCCAGCGCAAGUGUCAAAAGCCGCCGUCCUCCAAGUGAAGGGCGCGAGCCUUUUAAGUUGAUUAGACCAAUGAAGUAGCUUGCCAAGUGGCACCGGUGCUCGCUUCAAAGCAUACAUACGCGGUCCAAAGUCCAGUAGAACAGCACGGAAAUUGUCGCAAAGCCCUUGAGGACGUGACCCAAAAUGUUUUUGUGCAUUUUGGCAAUGAAGAGGUUAACUCCACGAUGAUAAUAAUAAUAAUAAUAAAAAACAACAAAGAACGCAAAGAAAUCGAUUUUCAAAGUGCACCUAAACAUGAAUCAAUUUGCUUUCUUCAGCCCGUAUAUGCUAAUGUUGUUUUAAUCCCACUGGCCUGUUAUUCAAAAUUGUUCAUGUCAUUCAAAUAUCAAAAUGUACCUGAAAGCAUCGCGCAACCAAAGACGCAUUGACGUGGCCACUAAAGACGCUUCUAACGUCGAAAGUAACUUUUCACUUGCAAAGGAUCAUAUCUUAAAAUGCCAGCAUGCAUUUGCCAUAUUUUACACAUGUGACUCAUUUUCAGUGACACAGGUUCUAUGCAAGAAAGCGGAUCAUAUCGGCGCUAUCUGAUCGGACACCGAGUUGAGUUUGUAUCGCUAACAACGAUGCCGUCCUUUUUCAAACAAGUGGAAGUGGAAUACUGUGGAAUAUCUUUGGAGGUGCAUCGCGAUGUCUAAAUUCAACAUCAUCAUCAUCAUCCCUGGCAGACUUUUUGAUACAGGUCUAGUACUACAGCGACAUCGUUAUGGGUAUGCAGACUCACAGUAAUUGCCCAAUUUCUUGUCACUCCAACUUCUUACUUUUGUUGAUGUCUCAUUACAGCAUUCCAGAUGAUCUCUUGUUCUUUUUGUUGUUGUUGUUGUUGUUGUUGUUGCUGCUGCAGCAACAGCAGCGCCUCAACAUUUGCCUUCUCCACAAUAUGCAGUUCUCGGUACAUUAGCGUUUGUGUCAAGGGUCACUUCUGUGACCACAAACAUGUUUUUUGCCCCAAGACUCAAAGAGAGCUCAACAGUCACACGACCAAACUGAGGCUUGAAACCGGAUUGGGUCGACAUACAAUUUGGGCUUUGCGUCUUUCAGAAGUUAUUUUCCCACCGGGCCAGAGUUGACUACAACGAACGCAUGUCAUCGCAUAAAAAGUACAGCAUAUCUGUGCUAAUCGGUAGCGCUUACCGUUUCGAUACAACGUAACCUCAAAAGUGUUGAUGCAAUUCUCGCCAUAUACAAAUAGUAUAUGAAAGUUGUGAAUUUGUAGAUAUCGUGGAAUCGAUUCCAAUAGUUUGUGAAUUCUGGUUAUGUCACAUGAUUUCUUUUGAAAUUCGAUACGUAGCCAUGUCCGACAGUCAGCUGCGUACACUGCGUCUUCUAUGUCGUGUUUUAAUGGCGUGCAGUAGAUGCUCUUUGUGAGUCUACUUACGAGAGAGAUCAGUACCUUAGGUGCAAUUUUGGUUUUUUUUUUUGGCUCUUGUUGUUCUCGAAACUUUACUGUGAAUUAGCAGCUGUUUGCAAGCAGAGUCGUACAUGCCGUGUUCUCUCCGCUGCGAUUCCAGCGCACGUCUCUACACAUUGAUCGAGCGAUAAAAGACAAGACACGACUGGGA
This is a messenger RNA of Syngnathoides biaculeatus (alligator pipefish), 6724 nucleotides long. It is a transcript of the gene gabra3, whose product is annotated as gamma-aminobutyric acid type A receptor subunit alpha3. Bases 59 to 1504 code for a protein of 481 amino acids. Gene Ontology annotation, molecular function: benzodiazepine receptor activity; GABA-gated chloride ion channel activity; transmitter-gated monoatomic ion channel activity involved in regulation of postsynaptic membrane potential. The record is from RefSeq and is a predicted model, not a curated record. Lineage: Eukaryota; Metazoa; Chordata; Actinopteri; Syngnathiformes; Syngnathidae. The transcript is spliced from 11 exons. Gene Ontology annotation, biological process: gamma-aminobutyric acid signaling pathway; signal transduction; synaptic transmission, GABAergic. Gene Ontology annotation, cellular component: GABA-A receptor complex; neuron projection; synapse.